GCCCCUCACGGGCCUCGCCCCCGGAAGCGCGGCGCCGGGUGGGGUCUGCGCGGGCUCUGGCGGGGCCGACGUUCGGGCUGAGUUUUGAGAACACAGCCCUGCAGUUGCUGAGAAAUAAUUCACAGUGUUCUUCAUGACAGCCUGACUGGCAACCUGGGAGCAUAUACACCUGUGCUACAGGAUGUUUCGACUUCGCUUUCUUCCUGUGGCAGCCGGGCUGGCUGCUGCUGCACGGCGUUACCAUGGGACAGCACAGAACCCCAGGACCAGGCACAGGCUCAUGGUGGCAGCUUUCAUAGGGACGACUGCAGCCACAGCAAGUGCCAGAUUCCUUUGGCAGAGGGCCUAUGCAGAGGACUCUUCCUCUGUAAAGCACAAUCCAAGGACAGAGCCGAGGGAGAAGACAAAGCACGAGGAGGAGGAGGAGAGCAGCAGCACUGGGGGCAGAAGGGCUGUUGCAUCGGGGGAUGAGGAGGCUCAGCCAGAAGGGAAGAAGAAGAAGCAGCGCUCUGGGUUCAGGGACCGUAAGGUGAUGGAAUAUGAGAACAGGAUCAGAGCUUACUCCACGCCAGACAAAAUCUUCAGAUACUUUGCCACCUUGAAAGUCAUAAACGAGCACGGUGAAUCAGAGGUUUUUAUGACACCACAAGAUUUUGUGAGAUCAAUAACACCUAAUGAAAAGCAACCAGAAAAUCUGGGCCUGGAUCAGUUUAUAGUGAAACGCUAUGAUGGAAAGAUACAGGUUAAAUUUUCAUCUAAAUUGUUAUCUGGUCUCAUCCCCACUCUGCAGUCACAUACAAUGAAGUUAUCCCAAGAGCGAGAGAAGUUUGCUGAUGAGGACAGCAUAUUUUAUGCACUUGGAGAAUGUGGACUCAUUUCUUUUUCCGACUACAUCUUCCUUACAACAGUCCUUUCCACUCCUCAGAGGAAUUUUGAAAUUGCCUUUAAGAUGUUUGAUUUGAAUGGUGACGGAGAGGUGGACAUGGAAGAGUUUGAGCAGGUUCAGAGCAUCAUUCGCUCCCAAACCAGUAUGGGCAUGAGGCACAGAGACCGCUCUACAACGGGGAACACCCUGAAAACUGGCUUCAACUCAGCCCUGACAACCUUCUUCUUUGGGGCAGAUCUUAAGGGCAAGCUGACCAUCUCCCACUUCCUCGACUUCCAGCGCAAACUGCAGCACGAUAUUCUGAAGCUUGAGUUUGAGCGGCACGACCCAGUGGAUGGGCGGAUCACGGAGCGGCAGUUCGGCAGCAUGCUGCUGGCCUACAGUGGGGUGCAGUCCAAGAAGCUCACGGUCAUGCUGAAGCAGCUCAAGAAGCACUUCCAAGAUGGAGAGGGACUGACAUUUGAAGAGGUGGAGAACUUCUUCACUUUUCUGAAGAACAUAAAUGACGUGGACACAGCUUUGAGCUUCUACCACAUGGCUGGAGCUUCCCUGGAUAAAGUGACAAUGCAGCAAGUGGCCAGGACGGUGGCCAAGGUGGAGCUCUCUGACCACGUGUGUGAUGUGGUGUUUGCGCUCUUUGACUGCGAUGGGAACGGUGAGCUGAGCAACAAGGAGUUUGUGGCCAUAAUGAAGCAGCGCCUUAUGAGAGGCUUGGAGAAGCCCAAGGACAUGGGCUUCACUCGGCUGAUGCGGGCAAUGUGGAAAUGUGCCCAGGAGACAGCCUGGGACUUCUCCUCACCCAAGCAGUAGCAGGGCUGGGGAGGAGAGCCUGGAUUCCCUUCCUCAGCCCUGCCAGCACCGCUGCUGCGACCUCUGGUGGGGUGGCCCUGGGUUCUGGUGAGCCCAGACUCUUCAUAACAGGAGAUUUUUGUAAAUCAGAGUUAGAAUCUGAAGGCUGUUUUAUUUCCAGCUUCUGCUUGCUGCCAGCCCCUUAAUAUUCCCCUCUCUCAGGAAACAGAUAAGGACUUUUCUUACUGCUGCCACCUCUGCUUCACAAUUCGCCCUGCCUGCAGGCCUGGGCAUCGAGCAAUACACCCAAAGCACUUCUAUUUCGUGUUGUUAUAAAACAGCAUGGCGUUUAUUUUAAUUCUUCCGUUGCUCCUGAUAAAGAAGCCAUGGGGUUCCUGGAUGGAUGGCACCAGUGGAAUGGAGGUGCAGAGCCUGGAGCAGCUGGGUGGUGAGAGCACUCCGGGAUUUGGGUCAGCCAAGUGCCCUGUGCUGCCCCUGGGUGUGGGAGGUGCAGGAGAGGAGCGCACACACUGAGAUGGGUGUAAGAGCAGCUGGGGCUCUGCCAUCCAUCCUGCUCCCUGCGCUCUCCCCUUGUUUUUUUAAAUGGGAAAUUGCUGUUCUGUAAUGGGAAGGGGCCGACAGGGCUUCUGUGCCCAGCGCUGUCCUUUCUGUAAAGCGGUGUGUAAAGGUUUUGUGCUCAACGA
Messenger RNA from Calypte anna (Anna's hummingbird), 2379 nucleotides. It is a transcript of the gene MICU1, whose product is annotated as mitochondrial calcium uptake 1. The coding region runs from base 182 to 1696 and encodes 504 amino acids. Gene Ontology annotation, molecular function: calcium ion binding. The record is from RefSeq and is a predicted model, not a curated record. The transcript is spliced from 14 exons. Gene Ontology annotation, cellular component: uniplex complex. Lineage: Eukaryota; Metazoa; Chordata; Aves; Apodiformes; Trochilidae. Gene Ontology annotation, biological process: calcium import into the mitochondrion; mitochondrial calcium ion homeostasis.